This is a messenger RNA of Cryptosporidium muris RN66, 5670 nucleotides long. RefSeq lists its product as uncharacterized. The transcript has a single exon. Bases 1 to 5670 code for a protein of 1889 amino acids. The record is from RefSeq and is a predicted model, not a curated record. Lineage: Eukaryota; Apicomplexa; Conoidasida; Eucoccidiorida; Cryptosporidiidae.
AUGGAAUCUUACUUUAAUAGAAUUUUUUUUUGGGUAAUUACUCUACUUUUGUUUUAUGGUAUUAAUCUACAAAUAGCCAAGGCUAUUACAACAGAUAAUAGGGAAGAGAUUAGAUAUGCUAUGGAAACCAAAAAAGAAGAUGUAACAAGUAUAGAAGAAGCUCUAGGAUGUAUUAUAACCCAAUAUAUUCGAGAUAAAUUCGGUUGGAAUAGGAUACAUAGAAUACCUCGUUAUAUAAGUAUGCCAACAACAUUUCCCUCAACCUUAAAAACUAAAUUUACUAAUGAAGAUUUAAGUGAUCCUAGAAAGUUCUAUUUAAAUUGUUUAAAGAUUAUGGCUGAACUCGAGAAGAAGAAUAUAGCUCUAUUAGGACCUGAAACGAUUAGUGAAAAGGAGUAUGCACAAAAAUCGUAUUGUAUAUCUUCAGCAGUAUAUUGUUAUCCUGAAAAAUCACAACUGGAAAUAGUAGAAGAAUAUUUCAAUAAAAUUAUGAAAGAUAUAGCUAAUACAGUCCAUGAAUAUAGGAUAAAAAAAGUGAAUAUAAUUGAACAGGAAGAAGAUAAGGAGGAAGAUUUAUAUGAAAAACCAAAAUAUAAACCAGCUAUAGAGGAAAAAUUGAAAAAAUUACAAAUUUUAAGAAAAAAAUCGAUUAUACCCCCUAUGAGCUCAGAUUUAGAACAGGAAUUUUUUUCAACAACACUAGAAGAUGUCCCACUUAGAAAAGCUGCUGCAAAACAAAAAGCAACUGAAAAACUGGAAUAUCAAUUAACUGGCAAGGCAUCAUUAUAUAAUCUUCCUAUAGAUGAUAAUUUAGUAUCCAAAAUGUCUUGGAACUUUUGGAGAUCUAUAGUAACACAGGAAGAAAGAGAUACAAAGGAAAAUAAUAUAAGAUUACUACUUAAGAGUCACAGUUUUCCACAUAACCUCAAUAAUUCACUAAAUACUAUAAAAAAUAUGUACGAGAUAUGUCAAAAGGUAUUAUUUUCUGAAUGGAAGGAUGGAUUAGUAAAUAUCUUAAAUUCAGCUAUAAAUAGUGUUAAGGAUAUAUUUAUAGAUAUUGAUAAUAGUAAAUCUGAAGAAAUGAGUGCUCAAUAUCCUAAUCCAGAAAUAGAUGAUGAAAAAAAUACUGCAGCAAAAAAAGUUAUUUUUCAAUACUGUGAAGAUUCUAUAGAUCAUUUUGUAGGUAAUAGACAAUGGUCAAAAAUAGUGGAGAGACAGAAUUCUCAAAUAUAUGGUCUACCUUCUGGACGUCCUUACAGACCCUUCAAAUUUACAUUUGGGAAAACAAUAUAUGAAAUGAGGGAAAAUUGUGCUAGUGUGAUUUGGGAUUUAUUUUCAAGUGGAAUAACUAAAGAUUUACAUAUAGAGGGAUUUAGAAAAUCUGGAAAAUAUGAUUUAAAAUUAGUAAAAAAUACUAUUGAGAGUUUCUGUCACUUUACUUCUAUAGCAUAUUUCCAGGGAGAACCUACGUUAGAGGAACUGGAAGCAAUUCCAGAAUUAAGAUUGAGACACCAAAAUAAAGAUAGUGCUGAUAAGUAUGAUGAUAUUUGGAACUUUAAAUCUGAUACUAUUAAACCACCAAGAUAUCAGUUUUUAGCUAAACCAAAUGACGAAAAUGUGCAUGUAAUAUCAUCUAAAGCAUCUCCUACUGGAUACAAUAAAUUUGAGAGUAACAAGACUUUGAAUAAAAGAUUUUUUUUGGAUGGAAGAAGCCCAAGAGCUUUAUUUGGUAGUACUAGGAAUUUAGAUGAUAUACUAAAAAAUGGUGUACCUGUUGGACUCACUGUUGGAGAAAUAGACUCCGAAACUCAAACCUAUUUAUCUUUAUAUCAAGAUUCUAAGCCAUCAAUAGUAGCUAUUCAACAGUGGAAUGCUUUAAGGAGUCAGGUACAAGAAAGUAAUAAAAAAGGACAUGGUUUUACUUUGCAAGAUUUGCCUUCAAAUCCUCCAUCAGAAUGGAAUACACCACAAUAUAACAGUGAGAAAUUUUUUUUUGUAUGCGUAGAAAUUUUAAAUUCUAUGCUAAUUCACAAAAAAAUUUCUGUAAUAUUUCCUCAUGGAAGUGGAGGUAAUACUCAAACAAAAGUACAAAUGACUAUCAUAGAAUUUUGUAGAGAUGCUGUAAAUCACUAUUUUGAGAAUUAUGAGCAGCUAUUUGGAAUUAGUAGAGCUGUUACUCAUGCACCUUUAAGUAAGAUUAAUUAUGAAUUAUUAAGUCCAAUGGUUUCCCCAUCUACUUCUUCUCAGUGGGCUUCUAUGCAAGAACAAGUUAUUCUAGAUUUUAUUAGAGACCAACCUAAUAGGAUAAAUGAAAUACUACCAUCUGAACCAAUCGAGUUUGUAGAAGUUUCAAGUCCUGAAGAAUUUAUUCAACAAUGCUUUAAUACUGUUAUGCUUGGUAUAGGUGCUACACCCUCUACAAUUAUCAUAGAACAAGAUUUCAGUGUAAGUACUGAGGAAGUUGUCCAAAAAUUUUGCUUUAAUGCAAGUAGUAUAUAUUUUACAGCUAUAGAAUAUGCACACUUAUGGAAAGAAUCACAAGAAUGGUUCUCUGACUCAAAAUAUGCGAUCUAUGCAAGUAGAGGGACUCUCAAAGAUAUUCCUUGGCCUCCUCCAAGUAAACCUUUAGCAUAUGUAGGCCAAGGCCAACCUGAAUUGUUUAGGGAUAUGUGUUUUUUAGUUCUUUUCAUUUAUUGGAUUAGUGGUCAAUUUAAAGAUUUCCUAAUAGAAGGGACAACUUAUAGAGAAACACCCAAUAUUGAUAUAGCUAAAAAUAUAUUAGAGGACUUUUGUACUUCUUCAGCUAGGUCCCUAUAUAAAAUUAGUGAAUUUCAUCUUAAAGCUAGGGAAAACCUAGAUAUUGAUAUUAUACAAACUUUAAAAAAUUCUAAUAACUAUGAUGAAGCUAAAAAAUCUCAAUUAGAAAAACUGGAAAACUUCGAAUAUCCCGAAGAGACAAGCUUAAGAACUAAGGCUGCUAAGAAACAAUGGGAAGCUCUUAAAGAACAACUUUCAAAAGAUUUAAAUAUGAAUUAUGUUAGAUUUCUUAAAUUACCACCUUAUGAUCAAACUCUACAAGAACUUUGGCCUUUGAAUGUAAGUGAAGAAAAUUUUUUUAGGCAUUGCAUAUAUGUACUCAAUGAACUAAUAGAUAGAAAACUAGCUGUACUAUCAAGUUAUGUUCUAGGUGAUAGGAACUAUGUUGUUGAAUCAUUUUGCAAAGAAAGUUAUUUUUAUGUAUUUUCAAAUAUCAAGGAACAAGAUAAAUUUAAUUCAGAAAUAGAUUCAAAUAAGAUGAAUAAUAAAGUAGAUUCUAGAGCCCAUUCAUUCCUCAUGGAUAUUUUACAGGAACUUUCUGCUGAAGGCUUUCCUAUAUUACAGUGGUUGGAUCACUAUCUCAACUUUGAAAGUCAAGAAGAUAGACAUACUUUAACAAGAGCUGUAAAGUGGGGAGAAAAAUAUAAUAAUUGGCAUUUUCUAGAUUUACUUAUUCGAAAUUUAGAUAAAGAACAAUUUGUAAAUAUACAAAAACAUAUUCAGGCAAUCUCCCCUUUUGGGAAAAUUAUGUCAGUGGGUUUAUUUGACAAAGAAAAAUUAUCUAGUAUACAAACUACUUGGGGAGCUAUUUAUUUACAAUCACUAAGGGAUUCUGAGAAAGGAGAAAAUAGAAUUAUAGGACUUGUUGGAAGUACUCCACCAGAAUCAAUUUGGCCAGGAGCCUCCGGCGAACGAGAUUUUGUUCUUAGAUGUGUAGAAUCUCUUCAAAAACAAAAAAUAAAUCCUCCCUAUAUUAUUAUUAAAUCUGAUGGACGUAGUGAAAGAGGAAUUCUACAAAUUUUCUGUGAAGAUGCUUUAGAUACUCUUAUGGAUAUUCAACGGGAACCUCAAAAAAUUCUUUCCUUAGAUUUCUCUUAUGAGAAAUGUAUAAAUGAAGCUACUAGACAAUGGCAAUGGCAUCAUAUAUUCCAGCAAAUUGAUAUUGACGAGAAAGAGCUUGGUUUCCCUAGAAUUACUGGUUUAGAACCUACAAUUUCACAUUUAUAUUUUGCUGGAGGAACAACUCCAGAUGAAAUUGAAGAUAAAUGUGGGAGUGCUCUUGAAGAGCUUGAUAAACUAAGAAAAAUAAAAGUUCUAACUAGAGAUGCUUCUACAUUUUGUCAUGAUGCUGUUAAAAGAAUUUGUAGGGAGAACCAAGAUGGUAAAAGUACCUGUACAUUAGAACGAGAAAAAUUAGAAGAAAUUAUUCUUGGAUUUUAUAUGGACAGUCCAAUUGGAAAUCCUCUUCAUGCUAAUCCUAGAACUAGGUGUAUGAGAAUAUGGACACUAUUAAAAAGUUCAAUUCCAGAAGCUAAGAAGAAACAAAUCAUAAAAUCUGGAUCUGCUUCUAUGUUCAACAGUAGUUCAACUAUCCUAUGUCAAACAGCUAUUAAAUUUCCUGCUUUAAAGGAAAUUUUAGAUGUUUGCAGCCCAAUUGAUACUCCGAAUCAUAUUAUUCGAAGUUUUCUAAAUGCAAUUCGAAAACUUAAACAAAUUUCUAAUUUGUAUUAUGAUAAUGAGGAUAGAGUAAUACAAUGGAUUAAGGAAUAUAUAGUAAGAUAUCUUGCAGAUGAAAGAACUGAUACAGAAUUCACAGAACUUGCUGGAGACAAUGUAUUUGGGGAUCCAUACUCAAAGGAAGAUGAAGGUGAGAAUUUUGGAAAAGAAGGUAUAUUGGGAAAAGGUAUUCCUAAGACAUUUAGACCACUAACAGAUAAUGAAAAGGCACUCUUAAAUCACAAAAAAAAUAUGCGUAUUGAUGCUCUAGUAAAUGGUAUAGUUAAAGAAGUGCUUCCUAUUUUGUCAGAGCAAGUCAAAGUAGGAGCAAAAUCUAGAUUAACUCAAGAUGCUUUGGAAGAAAUUCAAAAAGAAUUGGACCAAAAAGAUGAAUUCUUUAAUGGUAAAAAACUUACAUUUGAAGAUUUUGGAGCCUCUAUACCCAUUUCUAAGGAUGAUAGAACAAGAUUAGCUGGAGGAAAAGUUUAUCUACCACUAGUAUCCCGGCAGUUUGAAACAAAAAAGCAACCCACUAAACUCAUUGCUGAAAUUGAUACUAGAUGGAAUAAUAGUAAAAAAAAUAAAAGUACACAUAUUUCGAAAGAUAAAGACUCAAAAUAUGACGGGAAUCAACCGAAAAUAGCUAAAGCACUGCGAAAUUUAGAUAAAGAAUGGAUAUCUAUAAUAUCUUAUCGAAAUUCACCAAUUAAGGGACUUCCUUUAGGAAGACCAAGUGAAUAUACUGGUAAGUAUGUAUUUACAAAAGAGGCAAUGGUGCAGAGGUGUAUUAAAUUUUUAACAAAUGAAGUUUAUAGUGAACAGUAUAAAAUACAAGUUAAGGGUAAUAUGAUUGAAAAAGUAGCGCUCAUCAGAGGGCAUUGUAUGGGUGCAGCAAAUAUGCAUUACUCAGGAAACAAAAGAUCGUAUCAAAUUGUAAGGGAUAGACCAAAAGCUACUUAUAAGGCUGGUAGGACUAUUUAUGUCAAAGAACAAAAGAAACCACUACACCAGGUUAUAGUCGAUGAGAAGUUAGGAAGAUCAGGUGGAGUCUUGAGUGAAAGUGAACUCUCUCCAGAAGAGAAUGAAUUUAUUCAAAAUAAUAUACCACCACAAGGAGUAUCAAUUGAGCUAGUCUGA